GCGGCGGCGCUUCGGAGGAUCGGCACGGCUGGGCGUUGUGGUCCGAGUCCCUAAUAAAGAUGCACGUCUAUUUAAUCCUUCUGUGUGUGGUGUCUGGGGGCUUUGGAGAGAAUUGGUUCCUCUGCAAACAAAAAAAAAGGUCUGCUGUCCUCUGGCAGAUGUCAGAGUGAAAGGCAGACCCCGUGUCACUGCAUUAACGCCGAAUCGCUUCUUUCUUUGCGAGGCACAGAAUUCUUGUGCAUUCACACAGCAUAAAUGACAGCAAGGUCAGGCCAAUUUUCAUCUGACUUUCUCCAGUGAUUAGCUGGGAUUUGCCUGAGCAUCUAUCAGUCCCCUUGAGCUCUAUGUCACAGUUUGUGUCACCGAGCAAGGGCAGGCACAUCUGGCACCUCUGGGGACACCAGCCAGGCUCUAAGAGGAGGCAGUUAAUUGAGCUUUCCAGCUGCUGGUGCUUUCUAGAAGUCCUCAGCCUCGGUUUGGGCCCCUGCAUGACAAGCUUGACAAAGUCUUGUCUGUUGGAAGGACUGAGGAGAGCUUGGGAAUCAGUGAAACACAAGCUCAAAGCACCUACCACCAAGUGGAGAAGUCCCAAACUACAACAACUGAAGAAGCAGAGCAGGGCUGCUUUAAGCAGGGAUGAUCCUUUCACAUACCAGGGCCUUGAAGUUACAGCGAGACGUGUCCUGCCUGCGUCAACGAGGAGGCAGAGGAGCCAGAAAGAGCAGCCCGUCCCCAUGGAGCUUUCAGGGCUCAGCAGAGGCUUUUUCCAUUUCACACCACACCUUGUGCUGUGGUUACCCCAACAGAGCACACCCCGAGCAGCAGGAAGAAGCUUCCUUUGUUGGACGAGGUGCUAUAAAUGUUUUUUACUCGCUCACACUGCACACACAGAACUCCCCAAGGGGCUGUGUCCUGAGCCUCACCUCCCCAGCAGUUCCAGGGCAAGACCCCAUCAGCUGCUGAGCCAUUUUCCAGCUUACCGACAAGCUUUCCCGUGGAGGCUUCUGCAUUUCUUGGCACAACUCUUGGGCCUCUGGGCCCUUUUUGCCAAUCUGUUUCAAAGCAGCCUCUCGUGUUGCAGUUCUUCCCAAUUUUCUUAAUGAAGUGACGAAAUCAAGCAAGCAAAAGUCCAGUAAAAAAUGCAGAACAUGCAAAUGAGCCAAGGGAAGUGCCUGUCAGACCAUAAGGACCAGCAUCUGCACUUUGCCCCUUUAUUCCUCUAACAUUCCCCUGCUGUCCUGGCAGAGCAGCUGCUGGGGAUUUAUCCCCCUGCGUUUUGCUAACUUACAGUCAGAGUCAGCGAUCCAUCACCCUUUGAGAAGCCCUGUGGCCCAAGCACCUCGCAGCCCAAGCCUGAGUUUUGCAGAGCACAGCACUGGAGGCAGGUGCAGUUCCCAAAUCGCUGAGUCCGACAGACACGACAAAGCCAGACGAGUCUGUGUGUUUCCCUGCAGGCACCACCUUCCUGCCGGGGAGCCUGUCCUGCUGGAGAGGAAUUUACACAGCCCGUACGUUCUGGUGGGAUGCCAAGAGUCCGGAUCAGAUCACCAUGACCAGAUCACCGUGACAACACCACAAACACUCCCGGAGGCGGUAAGGCAAGACCACAAGGGCUGUAAGGGUGCAGCCCCAGGCAGGCCCCGUGGGGCUUGCUGGCUCCCACAGGUAGGAAGGGACAAGCACAGCGACGCUGCCAGUGCUGCACAGCUCCUUAACAUCACCUCGGCCACCCCUAUAACCGCUCUUCCAGGCUUCCACCAGCCCAGGAAGAGCAUUUUUGAAGCAACAACAGUAGCCUCCACAGCUUAAGGCUGCACAAAUUAGGUCUGAGCAGAGGUGGAGACAAUGGACAAGGAAAAGGAAGAUGCUGCCCUUGAUGAAACAGUAGAGAUGAUCGUCGCAAAUGUGAUACAUGGUGCAACAGAACAAUUCAUAGCCCUGCAGAAAAAAGAGAAAGAAGCUGAAUAUGUUGCCAAAAAUAUUCAGUGGACCACCUGCAAGGACUUCACAGUGGAGAGAGGACGGCAGCAGAUUGAAGAAUACAUUUCCACAUGGGAGUUUCAUGAAAGCUGGCUUCACUGGUCUGAAUUUCUCUGUGAGGAAGAACUGACGUACAGCAAGAUGUACCACUACAGAGUUCUCUGGAGCAUCCCGACACGCAGAAAACCUAUCCCGCAAGCGACAGCAAGCGUCUAUUUCAUUAUAGAGAUCUCCAAAAUCAAACCUGAUACCUUUCCGGUGGAGGUAUUCUUCUUCCUGGAGUCCAGCAGGCUGAUUUUCAGGCCAGAAUACUGUCGAUUUAGAGAAAAGUGGCUUAAGGAUAUCAUUAUAAAUAAACUAAGCCUCAAGCAACGCCUCGCAUUCAAAUGAACAGCUCCAGUUCACAGACAUCGACGCUCUGUUGGUAUUUGUGGAGGAUAAACACACACAACGAAGAAAAAACGGCGCUUCCUUAUUAGCUUGUGGAUUACCUUGUGGAUGUGUAAGGAGCAUUAAACUUGUGCAGAAUCACGGCCUGACCUGGCUACUGGUUUUAAGUCAUAGUCCCCUGCAGGUAUAGGUGGGUGCAACGGGAGAGGACCAGGUCCCAGGGUGUAAACGGGAAGAGGCAGCUGGGCUAGAAAUGCUGUUUGCAAAUGCCAGGCCUGCAAGACUCUGGGGCAAACAUUAUAGGACUUAUUUUUGUUGUACAAAUGUACAAGACAUCUCUGCUGCCAAAACUACAACGCAAAGUGAGGAGGGGGGGGAAGCCCUCUAGAAAACACUCUGUUUUUAAACACAUUUGAGAAAAAAUAAGCCUAAGGGAGUUACUUUUGGAAAUACACAGUUGAAUCAAAGGUAGCCACCAUAGAAUUACUUGGAGUAAGCUUCUGAGUACAGAGCUUAGAGAGUCAUGUCAGACUGCUGAAACAGACUGAAGUAAAAUAACACAGGAAUUAAAAUAAGGCUUUAAUCUAGAACACUUCUGUAGACCAAAAAAGAAAAAAAAAAGUAAAUUGAAAGAUACAUCCUCGUUAUCACCUGUGUACAUCCAGGUUCCAAUCGCCGCACCCCACCGCUCCGAUACCUAUGUAUAACAUA
This is a messenger RNA of Anas platyrhynchos (mallard), 3081 nucleotides long. RefSeq names its product A-kinase anchoring protein 14 (gene AKAP14). Gene Ontology annotation, molecular function: protein kinase A regulatory subunit binding. Gene Ontology annotation, cellular component: cAMP-dependent protein kinase complex. The record is from RefSeq and is a predicted model, not a curated record. NCBI's taxonomy places the organism in Eukaryota, Metazoa, Chordata, Aves, Anseriformes, Anatidae.